AUGAGGCGAAGAUGGACAAAGCAACCAGCAGUAGACCCACCAGCAGGGACGCAGCUCGUCCAUCGCCUGUGCCCCCACCACAACGUAGUGCAGCGUUUCGCCGUUGAGCAAAAGGACAGCCUGGAUGACCACCUCGACGCCCUCACUCGGAAACUCGCCGAGAAGGAAGGGCGGCUGCGUCUCUCCAAGUCGAAGAUCCGCCAGACACAAAACGAGAUAGACAACCUCCACGCGAUCGACAACGACGUCCGCCAGAAGUACAGGGAGAUCAUGGACUCGUUGAGAACGGACUUGAUGAGCAACGAGACAGAAUGCAAACGCCUCCAAGAACAGAUAGAGUGGGUAUCGCGAAGGAGGGCCGAACUACACGAAGAGGUCCAGCGCGGCGAGAAGCUGCACGGUGAGGCGGCCGUCCAGCUGGCCGCGAACCUGGCCGAGUUUCGGCGCGGCCGUGAGUGCCGGGUGACCGACAAACCGCACAUGCAGAGCUCUAACGACUCGGUUCGCCAAAGGAGGACGCACAUUACUGGCGCAGACCCGGUAGCCUCCGUCAUCAUGAAGUGCAAAACCUGCUCGACCCCGGAGCCGCCCCGCCGUUGUCACCACCAGCAG
This is a messenger RNA of Iphiclides podalirius (scarce swallowtail), 612 nucleotides long. NCBI's taxonomy places the organism in Eukaryota, Metazoa, Arthropoda, Insecta, Lepidoptera, Papilionidae. The record is from the annotation of a GenBank genome assembly.